UGCGUUGCUACUCGGUUGUUGUAGUAACCAGGAAGAUUAGCUGCGAUCUUUUAGCAGGCUCACUGAAAGGCAAAUUUACUAUGCAUUUUUUGUACAAUUAUCACCUCGAAACGAUGUCUUUAUUGUCUUCCUUAAGCAGUUUUGCUGCUUAUGUCAACAGUUAAACAACGGCCUUUUUCUGUUGCGUUUCAAUUUUUUAUGCGCUAACAUUUUUUCGACUCUGAAUGUAACGCUUGUUGACAUGUUUGGUUUUCUACUAAUUUGAUGCGCCAUCAUCGAUAAGUUAGGCGUGUUUGUUGUUCUAGAAUUGUUCUGAUUCUGAAACAUGUUGUGGUUUGUGUUUGUGCCUCAGGAGGGAGCAAUGGUAGACACUUGAUCCCUGGAGGGUUUUAGCUGUGUCUGUGGAGAUGCCAGCUGUAGCUCGGGUUAAGGAGGACUCGGAGUCCUCAGCAGAGGACGAGCAAGAAGGCCAUUGUUGCAUUGCCUGGAGUGGCCUCAGCAGGACAAUCCCAAUCUUCUUGUUUUCCCCUGAAGCCAUUGUUUCAAAGAAUGGGACUAUCUGCGUUGAUGGAGAGCGAUACAACAUGGCCUUCAAGAUCGUGCGCACAGAGAGUCGUCUGGUGCGAGGGAUACUGACCAAUCAUGGUUUCCAUGAGGUUCAGCCAAAUAGCAACGACUUUAACCUAAUGUGGACAGGAUCCCACCUCAAACCUUACCUACUCCGAAGCCUUCAGGAUUUCCAGAAGGUUAACCACUUUCCCAGAUCUUACGAGUUGACCCGCAAAGAUCGCCUUUAUAAGAACAUUCAGCGAAUGCAGGAAGUCCAUGGCUUCAAAAACUUCCAUAUUGUUCCACAGACCUUUGUGCUUCCUUCGGAAUACCAAGAAUUCUGCUGUUCUUACACUAAGGACAAGGGCCCAUGGAUUAUUAAACCAGUAGCAUCAUCAAGAGGACGAGGCAUCUACUUAGUCAGCAGUCCAAGUCAGAUUUCACUGGAUGAGAACAUCUUGGUGUCACGCUAUAUUAAUAACCCUCUACUGAUAGAUGAGUUCAAGUUUGACAUGCGUUUAUACGUGUUGGUCACAUCAUACGAUCCACUCCUUGUCUAUGUGUAUGAGGAGGGUCUCGCUAGGUUUGCCACCGUCAGGUAUGACAAGACUGCAAAGAAUAUUAAGAACAUCUUCAUGCAUCUCACCAACUACAGCGUGAACAAGAAGAACAGCGAUUAUGUCAGUUGUGAUGACCCUGAGGUUGAAGACUAUGGGAACAAGUGGAGUAUGAGCGCAGUGUUGCGCUAUUUGAGGCAGGAAGGGAAGGACACCACAUUGUUAAUGAGGCAGGUAGAGGACCUCAUCAUCAAAGCUGUGCUGAGUGCGGAGAUGCACAUCGCACACGCCUGCAAGACGUUUGUCCCUCACCUGACAAACUGCUUUGAACUUUAUGGAUUUGAUGUGCUCAUUGACUCCAACCUCAAACCCUGGUUGCUGGAGGUGAACCUUUCUCCAUCCUUGGCCUGUGAUGCCCCUUUGGAUUUGAAGAUAAAGGCCAGCAUGAUAGCAGACAUGCUCUCACUUGUGGGCUUAGUGUGUCAGGACCCCGUGUUAAGGAAGCCACGAUUUGAGCGACUCACCCUGGAGCCCAACCUCAAACAGGCAGCUCAUAGAACACAGUGGCAGAGGCCCUUAUCAGCUCACUGUGAGACAGUGCCGUUUAAAGACAAGCCAGGAGGAGACAGCACUCUGGGCUUGACUGCAGAGCAGAUCAAAGUCUUGAGGAGGACAAAGGAAGAGUACGAGAGAAGAGGAGGCUUCAUCAGAAUAUUCCCUACUGAAGACACAUGGGAUCUCUAUGGUGGCUAUCUAGAAUCCAAGACAUCAAUGAACUUCAUGUUGGCAAACAGACUUUUCCAUGGAAGGAAUGCGGGCGGGAAUUCGCAGCUGCAAAUGGACACAGUCGAUGGCCACCACGCCGUCCAGUACGAGAGGAAGCUGCUGUCUCUGGGGGCCCGUAAGAAGAGAUGGCACCACCUGAGUCAUCGCUCUGCUGCUGGAAAGAUGAAAUCGGGGAUGCAAUCCAAGGCCUCCCUGACGGAGAGCAGUGGCCUGGAGGGAGAGGAUUGCAUACGGGAGGAAAGAGAGGAGAUGAAACGUGUUCUCAAGCCAAUCUCACACAAGGCUUUGUUAGAAGAGCAAAGAAAACAAGACUCUUCACUAGCGCAGCGCUUUCACGGCAAGGCUGCAUCCAGCUCAGAGGCAACAACACACAACAGCAGUCCCCGUGUCAAACUGCUGCACAUUCUCCAGCAGGGGUGGGACAUCAGUAAAGUGCAGGCACGGAUGACCUUUUCUUCGUACCUUCAGCGAGUUCAACAAAGACUGUUGGCAGAGAGCAGAGUCAAUGGCAUUUCCGCUUGGCCAGAUAAGGACAAUUACCAAAUGGAGCUGAUUAUUCGCUUCCUGAAAAGAGCUGCCAGUAACCUCGACCAAGACAUCAAGGUGGUUCUGCCUAGUCAACAACUACCAGUCCAAGACCGCAGACGUAUCCUGUCUCACCAACUUGGAGAGUUUAUCCAGUGUUACGACAAGGAAACUGACCAUAUAGUAAGAAAACAGCAGAAUAGUGCAGAGGAGACGUGUGUUGAUGCCAGUGUUUUUCAUGAGUACAUCACGGCUGCGAGUGAAAGUGAUCUGGAGAAAGUACUGACGUUCUACACACAGAAAAAUAAAUCAGCCACUGUCUUCCUCGGAACAAAAGUCAGGCGUGUUAAAAAAGACUUUCAUGAAAAACCAGAGCCAAGCGACUGUGAGACUACCAAAUCUCUGCCUGUGGCCAAAGAGGAUUCCAGAUUUUUUGAAUCAACGCCCUGCACAGGAAAAGUCAGCAGUGACACAGACAACAAAGCCACUGAAGAUCAACAAUCUGCUUGUUUGUCUGGAGGCCAACUGACCGGAUUUGGACAUGCAAAAAUUGAUCCCCAACUCCGGACUUCCCAACACUGUUUGAGUUUUCCCAUGGCACAUAACACCUCUUCAUUACGGUGUCUUCAUCGUUCUCCACUUUUGCCACCUCAGCCUCCGUCCUAUGCUCAGUCCUUGGCAAAGUCUCAACUCUUCCAUGGUGAGAUGCUCGCUGAGUCCCCUGUUUACACAUCUCUUCCUGGGUCUACGGGGCAACCAAACCAGGUUCUCUGGAGGAUCCCGUCUUCCAGCACAUCCACUUUAAGCUCGAAAGGAGCGUCUUCCCUCACUAGUGCCAUGCACAUUUAUAGCCAGAAGCUUGCUCGACCAACAUCUGCAGGCCAUGUAGCAUCCAGGAUGUACAGUUCCAGUAAGCUGAAGUCCGAAUCUGACGGGGCCUUCAGGGAGUUCAACUCUCUUACAGUCCAGGCCCAGUCCAACCAGCAGGCCUUCAUCUCAGCUCUGCAGAAGCUGGCCGACAAGCAAGUUGCCCGCAACAGUGCUGGAUCGAGUCACAUCAACCUGCUGACGCAACAUUGUUCAUGGAAGGAAGACAAAUGUGGCCCUUCUGCAGGAAACCCUCGCUGUGAGUUGACUAAGCUAAACCUGGCGAGCAGGAUCUUGAGCGGAGAAAGCCCACAGAUGUCUCACCAGGCCGCCGUUACCCAAGGACCCUCAAAGGCGGAACCCUCUGGCACUGGUCCUCUUAGAAACAACACCUUUCAUAGGAAAAUGAAGGAUGGAGAGGCUUCCUGUGACAGGCAGAGUGGCAGUGACUUUCCUUCCGUGAGGUCGGCGAAUCCAGAGCAGCGGUGGCAGGCCCCUGGAGGGAGCUACCAGCUUCAGUUUGCUGUCCAUCAACUGCAAAAACAGAGACUUCAGCAGCAAAAAAUAUUGGACCAGAACCACAGCGGGCAUCAGGAUCAACAGUCAAACGAAACAAGCGCUCGCCACGCAACGGUUCCCACAAAAUCAUCCAGCUUUCCUGGACCACCCCAUCACAGUCACAGUCAGGCCUGUGAAAGUUGCGUUCUCUCCCCAAAGCCACCCAGCGAGGCCCGAGAUUGCCCGCUCAGGAAACCAGCAACAAAGCGAUUUGUCAAGCAGACUUCCACUCAGAGGUCGACUCAGGGAAGUGUGACCAGCGCGCAGCAGUCGCCCUACCAGGUCAUCUGCGCAAAAACAGGAAGCUGUUUCAAGCUGCCAUGUCAUCGGCCUGGAAGUCAUUUUUCCAUCUCAGUCAGGCCUCACGGCUUAGACGAGCACCAAGAUAAACAAGAGUGUGCGGAAAGGGAAUGAAAGGGAAUACUGUUUGGGAGCACAAAUGCACACGGCAGCUCAAACUGUACUCGCAAUGCCUUUUCUACUGGAUACCUGGCGGCGGGCCAGGCGAUAGACUGGGACGCCAAGCAGUGAGCACAAAUAAAAGGAUCCAUCGCAGUCGUAUCCCUCCCUCAUGAUGCUCUUUUUUUCAUUGUGUCAAGCUGUAUGCUUCUAAAAUGUGCAGUUGAAGAUCUAACAUAAAUAUGUAAUCACAUUUUGCGUAGAAGUUUAUGUAAACUUAAUCAAUUUUUUUCAGAGUCAAAUGUUAGUUUAAAUUUAUAUAUCUUAGCCUGAUGGAAACAGUUUAUUAACCCCAGAAAGGGUAUUAAGGUUAUACAAUAGUCUGUAAAAAAAUUAACUGCUAUUUAUUCUAGAUUUUAGGUUGUGUACUCACAUGCCUCUCAUUGCACAGUUUGCAUUUUGUGCAACUUAAUUGUUUAAUGACACAAUAAAUAGAAAUAGUAAGAUUAUACUAAAUUUACAAUAUUAUAGAGGGGUGGCACAUACCCCAAGGAAGAAGAAUGCAUAAUAUUUUGGUGAGGAACUGGAUAAAGGUGUUGUACAGGAUUUCAUCAUCACAGUUUGAGUCACUGUGGCGUCAGAAGAACAGCCCCCACCCAGAAUAAUAAUGGCCUCCACUAAGUGACAUGACAUUCAAGCCUGAGGCGUAUUUCGUCAUUUGGCAAACAGCCACGGGGGCCCUCCACAUAACAAAAACAACAUGGUAAUUUGCUAUUAUUGGUUACAAACUACUAUGCAAACUGCAUAUUCAAGCUGGCGAGCUGCACAAUGAAUAUCAUUGAUCCCAACCUUUUUACUGUAAUGUGAUAGGAAUAUUACUCAAGAUUUUAUGUAGCGUAAGCCAUUUUUUGUUAGCGCAGUUGGACCAGAUGUGACGCGCAGCUCUAUUAUUGUGAUGGCCGCAGGUGUGUGACUGGUGGGAAAAAGAGAACUAAUGACAAUGGGCGUGUCGGAACGAUAGACGUGACUUAGGAGUUCCUGCCUGCCAGACCCUUGGUUCCCAAAUGUACAAUUUCUAGCGCUUCAAUACUCCCAUAUUUGUGAUGAAAUGCGUCACUCUCUACGUCACCUUGUGCCAAUUGGUGCUGUUGCACGAGCACCUACAGUACAUUCGGUGACUGUGAGAAAAAGGUUGACAAACUGGGUAGUUUUAAUAAAAUCUGUUUUCUUCUCACCUUCCCCUCUUCUCCGCUCCACUUGGGUAAACCUCACCAAAUCCAAAAGUCUGUUUUGGAACGUCUUCCUGAAUCAAGUCGGCACAUGGGCAGUGACAUGGAAUAGUUCAUUGCCUGAGAAAGGAGGGGCAGCUCUUAAAACGAUCAUAACUGAUUGAUUUUAAGCGCACAAAUUAAGACAAACCUAAAUAAAUACUUGUUUUAAAUAGAAGACAACUUUAUUAUACAUGUUCAUGAUACAUAUAAGGGCCCCAGGCAACUGCCUAUGUUUGCCUAAAGGUAAGUCCGCCCCUGGUUGUAGUUACAGUAAAUGUGGUCAGUAUAGUACAUAACUGAUAUAUAGAUUAUACAGUACAGUGUAUAGUUCUCAAUAUCAUAUCAAAUUCUGAAUUGUUUAAACUCAGGAACCUUUUGAUCGCUCUACAAGUUGGGCUGCAACAGCAAUCUUUCAGUGGUUUGCAACUCAAUAAAACAUCAAAAAAUGUGGUUGUACUGUGACAGGGCAGCUAAUAACUCCUCUUAGUACUAAAACAUUGGACUUUUGUUGUUGUUGCAAGAAGCAAAUAGAAGACGUCAUGGACAGAAUGAUGUAAUGGCGUCCAUCUAAGGGUCCAAUCAUAUUGAUUGCCCUGACGUAAUCCCUGUACUGCUCUACGCGUAUGUUGUCAUGUACUAACAGGCAUUAUAAUCAAGACUGCUUAAAUCCUCUCACGCAAUUUCUGACGAUCGUUGACUUAAUUGAUCACGUGUUGCUUCUGCAGGACUUUCUGUGUACCGCAAGUUGCUUCAGGGCCGGGAGCAGAGUCCCAGAUGACAGCAAGGUGACCAGAGGCGCGUCCUGUCACUCUGCUGGCCUGACAGGUGUCUCUGCAUGUAACUGGCACAGAGGUGCAUUCUGGGUAAGAACAACAGCAGGAAAAAAAACAUGCCUAUUAAAUUGUCUGUCAUACCGCCGCGGCCAUGGCAGGAGAUGAUGGCGUGCCAGGCACGGAAUUCCCGUCUUUGACGCAGGCUGGGAUUUUGUUGUGCAGCCCAAGAGCACGUGGCCUUUUCCAGCCUGCACUGCGGUCUGCGCUCCAACUGUUGCCCUCUUCAUUCUCUCCAUGCCACGGAAAGAUUUCACAGGCGGAUAUCUUUCAGCAGAUGCCCGGUUGGCAUUUAGUAUGCUAGCAAUUCCGUUGAAGCCAACCUCCAGUGAGAGACAUCCCAUGAAUGGUGAGCAUGCAGAGAAGUUCCUGGCAUUAGACACGGACUUCCAGUCCAGAACGAAAACAAACAGUUACCAAAUCGGACUCUGCGCUCCUCUCUGGCCAAAGGAUGCGUUUAAUUAUAGCAACCUUUCUUUAAAUUGUUGAUGUUUUUAUGGAUGAACCCAAUUUAAUGAUUGUGUUAUUCUACAUUUGCAUUGUAAGUCGGCCAUGUUGGGCCCCUAGUGCAGCUCAGAACACAGCAAAAGAAGAACCUCAAGUUGGUGUACAAUGAAGAUAAUGGCACACAUGUGGACCAGCAUCCUCAUGGAUAUCUCACAAAAUGAGUACAGCCCUCUUAUUUCAGCCACCAUGUUGUUACUAUGUCUUAAGGGACAAUACUGUAGAAAGGAAAUAACUUAGAGUAGUCCAUGUACAGCUUGUAUAGCAGUACAGUGGUACAUCAACUUAAGAGUGUUUGAGCUCUCUUUCGGUUAAUUGUUAUGCUUUAAGUUACAAGCUUAAAUUGGAGUUCAAAGCAUCCUUGCCAUUAGUUGGCGUAGCAAACGUCACAGUGAGUGAACCCCGUAAGAUCUGCUCAAAACAUCCGGUCUUACUCGCUCGCAUUAGUUUGUAGCUAAAUCUUUGUUUUUCCAAGCAUGGCAAUGAAAUGAAGGACAGUGCUGAGAGGAAGAAGUGGAUUAUAUUCAAUGAAUUAAAUCAUUAAAUCUUCAAAAACAUGGCGAAGCAGUAUGAGCGCAUCACUGCUAGUCUGCACCAUACUGAACCAAUAAUGUUAAAAUAAUAUCUAAAUAGUGGACAUUUAUUCAUGAAAAUAUGGAAAAGCUGCUGAUGGUGUGUUUGACUGAGAAGAUACCGUAGAAGUCUGCUCUCCAAGGUAAAUACUGUACAUACUUUAAUUACACUACUUCAUAAAACUACUGUAGUUGUUUGUACUAAAUUGUUUUGUAAAAUAUAUUUUUGUUUUUAAAAGGCAUGUUACAUGUUAAAAUAGUGCUUUUUGGGGGGGAGUACCAAUAUAAUUGAUUUAAAUUAAUUUCAAUAUGGGAUGGUGAUUUGAUAUACAAGCGUUUUAAGAGUGCCAUCACGGAACCAAUAAAGCUUAUAAGUUGAGGUACUUCUGUAUUAAAUUUACUGUCCUCUGAAAAUCAACUCACAGCCAUAAAUGUCUAAAAAGCUGGUGACACCAGUGAGUACACAUCACAAACGUUUAGGUGAGCACAUAUUGUGACUGCCUUAAUUCUCUUGGCCAUGUAAUUCACCAGCCCCUCACAGAUUGUCACUAGAAUUGUCUUCCAUGAUGAAGUGAUGAAGCUGGUGGAUGUCAGACACUUUACACUCCUCUACCUUCUAUUCUUUAUUUGAAGAGGGGACACUGGGUUGGGUUCAGGUGUGGCCCACCUUCACCUUCCUCAGCAAGGUUUACCAAAAGCAUGGAACCAUGCUCUGUUUCAGAAUGUCAGAGUGUUGGAAUUCAUGUUUUCCCCCAUGGAACCACAGCUCUUUCUCUCUACUGCUAUACAAGGUGUACACUGACUACUUUUAAGUAUAUCCAUGUUUCAAUUCUAUAGUGCCUUAUGAGAAGAAUGCUGAUAUGUGAGGGGUGUACUUCAUUUUGUAAGUGCCUAAAGAGUAAACUCAGGGUGUUGUUAUUAAAACGUGUUUUGUUGUGCAGCUAUAAAUUAAGUAUGUUUGUGAUCCCUUUGAAAGAAAUACUUGAAUUUCGCGCAUGUCAGUUUUAAACCUGCUGGUGAUUAUUUUUGCACAAAUUUUUGGAUUGUCUUGUAACAUUCACGGUGCACGGCUGUCACGUCCAACGCCAUGCCGUGUAUUUAUGCCAGCGCAUGCUUUAUUACAAGAAUCCAAAUGAGUGUCCUACUGCGCGAAUGCAGUUUAGUUGACCGACAAUCCUUGACUGUUUACAAUAUGGAAAUGAUCACUCCUUUAUUGGACUCAUUGAGGCUGUAGUAAAAUGAGAAAUGGCAAUCAUAUCCAAAUGUAGUCUAUAGUUCUGGUUGUAUGGAAUGACUCCAUCAUAACCUUUAAUUUGGGGCGGUCAAAGUUAACACAUGUGAUUAAUCACAUAAAUAAUAUUGCAUUAAUCAUGUAUUAACGCAGAUUAAUCAAGCAAUUUGUUUUUCCCAGAAAUCCACAGAUGGUUACCUGAAAGUUGUUAUACAUGUCAUGUGAUCAGGUCAAUGCAUUAGUCAGAGCAAAGAUGAGUGAGGAGACUCCGACUGGGGUGCUUGCUGGAUCAUUUUGUUUCAAAAUACACUCAGACAGGACUUUGGAUACAACUGUUUGAUUAAAUAAAUGUAGUGCAUUCAAGUAAAACAUUUUUAAAAUGUUACUGUAUGACAUUCUGACAAUAAAAUUGCAUUUGUGUCAAAAUAUUGGGGUCC
Molecule: messenger RNA, 9086 nt
Organism: Entelurus aequoreus (snake pipefish)
Lineage: Eukaryota; Metazoa; Chordata; Actinopteri; Syngnathiformes; Syngnathidae
Gene: ttll5
Product: tubulin tyrosine ligase-like family, member 5
Exons: 31
Coding region: 408-4256 (1282 amino acids)
Biological process (GO): microtubule cytoskeleton organization; protein polyglutamylation
Cellular component (GO): cilium
Molecular function (GO): tubulin binding; tubulin-glutamic acid ligase activity
Source: RefSeq, a predicted model, not a curated record